CCACGUCAACAAAGCCCCUUUCUAAAUUAUAAUAAGUGAACAGGACGCUCGACAACCAGGGAAACGCACAUUUGACUGGAAGUAACAGUAUCGGGGACAAUUAAGCGGGCAAUUACGGCGGUCGUCUAGCCAUCCUCCUGACAGUAAAAACCCGACGCUGGCGCUUGUUCAGCGCUCAUAAUGAAUUUAUCCCGUCCACGCCUGCGCAGUCACCAUUCAUCUUUGAAUCUCCUGCGAAGGAGAAAGCAGCAGGCGGCUCUCGCUGGUGUCUAGCUGGAGAGCGCUUUGACUGAACGUCUUGGAUUUGGUCCCGUCAACGAGAGUCAGAGCUGUGAAACUGUGCCUGCCAACGCGUUUGGAUAUCUUUUCCCACUACAGUAACACUUCAACCAUUCAAGAGUAACAGAUGGAGCUGUGAGCCGGGUCAGGGGGAAAUCGCAGGCACCUGGGAACCCAGUGAAUCACAGCACUGGAGAAAACAAGUGGGAGAAGUCUAGAGAAGUGAGGCAGUCAUCCUCACUCAGUCCCCACAGGGAUAUUCUCAUCCCAACGAGCAAGGUAGAGGUUCCGAACCCAUCCUGAGACCGCAACACCGGGCCGCAGAGGGACAAGAGGAAAGUACUGCGCAAGGUGAGACAGAGGGAAGCAGAUCAGGUCUGUAGGCAGGGGGCUCUGAGGGGAGCGUAUGAGGAGGAGUCAGAGAGCAGAGGAGACCCCUGACCUGUCCUGACAACACAGAGCUGCCCCGGCAACACACCCGGGCCACACAAGGAGACGGACAAAGAGCACCCACUCCUUUCGCAGGCAUGAGGUCCUUCCGUUCGUUCGGUAAUGAUGACCGUCACGUCAUGGCCAAACACUCCACCAUCUACCCAUCGUCGUCUGAACUGGAGGCGGUCCAGACCCUGGUGUCCACCGUGGAGGGUGCCCUCAAACACGUCUCUGAUUGGAUAGACCAGAGCAAUGUCCAAUCGGUGCAGAGUAACAGCCAGGCAGACGCAGCAGCCGGCCAGACAGACGGCCAGCCGAACCCCACAGACAGCACAAUGACAGAGGACGGUAGUGCUGACCAUGACGACGACCCCGACGUUAGUCCCAGCGCCAGCCCAGAUGACUGCACAGACAGCAGCUGCAGGGAGCCCGGUGGAGGUGUGCUGUGUGGGGUGAUGAGGAUCGGCCUGGUGGCUAAAGGGCUGCUCAUCAAACAGGACAUGGAUCUGGAGCUGGUGCUGAUGUGUAGAGAGAAACCCACUGAUGCACUGCUGUGCACUGUCUGUAACAACCUGCCCCUGCAGAUACAAAAGUUAACCGAAGACAAGUAUGAGGUGCAGCGCUGUGUGCCAGAGGCAGCCAUCUUGGUGUGUAGUACGACAGAGCCAAAACUCACCCUGAAGGUCACCCUCACCUCCCCGCAGAUGAGAGAGGACAGCGACACGGACGAACAAGUGGAGGGUGUUGAGCUGACAGACCCGGCAGACAUGCUGGACAGGCACAGAUGCCUGGUGGCCCUGGCGGCUCUGCGACAUGCCAAAUGGUUCCAGGCCAGAGUAAACGGGUUGAAGUCAUGUGUCAUCAUCCUCAGGAUCCUGAGAGACAUGUGCAAUAGACGACCAGCCUGGGAGCCGCUGAAAGGAUGGCCCCUGGAGCUAAUCUGUGAGAAGGCCAUAGCCACGUGUAACCGGCCGCUUGGUGCAGGGGAGGCCCUCCGUCGGGUCAUGGAGUGUCUCGCCUCAGGAAUCCUCCUUCCAGGAGGACCAGGGUUACACGACCCGUGCGAGAAGGAGCUGACCAACACCCUAACGGCCAUGACAGACGAGGAAGCAGAGGCCAUCACAUACAGUGCACAGCACGCUCUGAGACUGAUGGCGUUCGGUCACAUCUACAAGGUGCUGGAGAUGGACCCUCUCCCCUCUAGUAAACCCUCCCAGAAAUACCCCUGGUCAGACAGGGAGGGCUCAGGGCUGAAGAGGCCCUACGAGGAUGGGCCCACGGACGACAAAGACCUCAUCAAGAAGAUGAAGAGGAACCUGAGGAAAGUCCUCGACAGCAAAGCAAUAGACACCAACCAACCAAUGAAUGCUCUGAUGCGUCUGAAUCAGAUACGUCCAGGUCUGCAGUACAAGCUGCUGUCCCAGUCCGGCCCGGUCCACGCUCCUGUCUUCACCAUGUCUGUAGACCUAGACAGCACCGUCUACGAAGCCUCGGGCUCCUCCAAGAAGACCGCCAAGCUGCAUGUCGCUGUCAAGGUUCUGCAGGCGAUGGGUUACCCCACAGGGUUCGAUGCAGACCUGGACUGCAGUGCAGACGAGAAGUCGGACGGAGAGGGGAAGAGCGAAUCAUCUACACACUCAAGCAAUAACACAGCACACUCAGACAACUCAAAUACACUGGAGGUCCGAACUCAGGGUCCUAUUCUGACGGCCAGUGGGAAGAACCCCGUCAUGGAGCUGAACGAGAAGCGCAGGGGUCUGAAGUACGAGCUCAUAUCAGAGAGCGGGGGCAGCCACGACAAACGCUUCGUCAUGGAGGUGGAGGUGGAUGGUCAGAAGUUCCGCGGGGCGGGGCCUAAUAAGAAGGUGGCGAAGGCUUCGGCUGCGUUGGCUGCUCUGGAGAAACUCUUCUCUGGCCCCAACGCCGCCACCGCCAACAACAAGAAGAAGAAGAUCAUCCCACAACAUGCCACUAAAGGAGCCCUAGCUGCAGCGGCAGCCUCAGCAGUAGCAGCCCAGGUGGCCAGAGGGAGAGGUCGAGCGGCGGCCCUGACCAGAGGAGCCUUCGUCAGCGCUGCUGCACCAGGGUACACACAGAUACCAGGCUUCGGGACUCCAUAUGGAUACAGUGCUGCAGCCGCCCCAGCCUACGGUGGUCUUUUCAUUGACAAUCCUUUUUACCAGCCUCGGACCAUCGCACCAUUUAUUAUUCAUUUGGGUCCUCAAGAUCUCUUCUCUGACUUCUAGAACCAUCAGGUUGUGUGGCUUCUAAACUGUCGUACCUACAGUCCCGCUAAGGAGCUUGACCUUUGACCCAGCAGGCUGUCUGUCCGUCUCCCACCGUACGGUACAGAGCCAGCGAGUGGUCAAACCGAACUCCUCUCACUCUGUUCUGUCUCCUCACAACCCAAAUCAAAGGAAACAAACCUUUUAAAAAAGCAAUACUUGAUUUGACUUUUUUGACUCUCAGCUGCAUCAAAACUGAAGGCUGAGUACCUUGGUCUUUUAGUCUCUUUCUUAUAUAGCAAUACGACACCUGAACUUUUUGGCUUCAAGCUUACUUGAGAUGCCGUGAAUGUUCAAUUGAGUCUUACCCAAUCACAGCAUUGCAAUAGGUCAUUUCAACUGUAUAUUCACUGUGUGUAUGUGUGGCUAUACCAUGGAAUAUAUGCAUAUAUGUGUAUGGUAUGUGUUCCUAGAAAUAUAUAUAUUACAUGUGCUGAAACUAUUUAGGGUGUACGCGUGUGUAAAUAUGAUAUACUUAUUGUUGGUAUAAAUUAUUUUAGAAUUACAAAAGUGAAAUGUAAUUAUAAUCCUACAGUAUAGCUUUCUUCUUCCAGUUUUAUAUACACUAAGCAAUUUACUCUACUCUAGUACAAUGCAAUAUGAAACGUGUUUCUUAAUUAACCUGUGCUCACAGACUAGCGUAGUGAUGCUUCCUUUUGUUUUACCCUGAUGUCUAUCUCAUCUGAGCCUUUCUGGACACGCUCAAGUCUCUCUGGUCUAAGGCUCGCUAGCACAGCCCGGUCAGUCGGGAGUCGCUCGCUCACUCAACCUAGCAACCCUACCGCCCUCUCUAACACACUUCCUAUGUGACAGCACACAUUACUUUCCUGUUGACUUCCGGUCAGAAAGCACACUUCUCUACUCAGUGGAACAUUUCUCAUUGCUCUACUGCUAACAGGCGUACGCUAGUGGAGGUUGCUGGGGGGGGGGGGCUCAUAAUAAUGGCUGGAACGGCGCGGACGGAAUCGCGUCAAACACAUGGAUCCAUGUGUUCGAUGUAUUUGAUACCAUUCCACUGAUUCCCCUCCAGUCCUUACCCCGAGCCCGUCCUCCCCGAUUAAGGGGCCACCCUGUACUGUACUGCUCUAUCGGUACUCUACGUGCAUACACACUAUCCUUAUAAUAACCUGGGGGUCUGUUGGACAACUAGAGUAUCUGAACACUAAAACCUCCUCACAGGACUACAUUACUCAGAGGACCAGCCACAGUCCUCUCUCUCUCUCUCUCUCUCUCUGGCCUACAGCAUAACGUGGGACCAAAAGCACAGUUCACAGUUUGUUAGCUUGUAGAGGCGGUGGGUGGCCCUGUGACGGCACCACCGCCUACUCGCCCACCCCCCCACCCCCAUGCACACGUCAGUCGCCCCUCCGUUGCUGCGCAAAGGGCUUAGUUCACAAUCCGUUUGCACAACUGUUGUACAAUGUGCAGGCAAACUCACGAAAAGGGGUAUUUUGGAUCACAACCAAUGUGUCAGAUGUAUUAUAUAUCGGUUUGGGGACUAAGUAAAGCUACUCGGACAAUCCAACACACAGGGCCCACUGCUGCAUCUGUCAACACAGUCGCAGACCAACCAGCCUUGCCACCAUGGAACAGUCCAACCACACGUGAAUAGCAACAUCUAAUUCAACAGAUAGUCUGACAUUAUACAUGUUUAUCGCUGUAGAAAGACAGACGGGGCCGUUUCAUAACCCCCUGCUUUACCCUCUCUAGUAUAGCUUUUUUCUAUACUAUAUAGUAUAAUAUACUACCUAUAGUAUGCAGUAUGCUAUAUCUAACUGAGAAGGUGAAGCCAUAGUAAGCUGUAGUUGAUAUAUGAGUUUGUGUGCGGUGAAAUUAGCGUAUGGUGGGAAAGUAAAACUACAGUGCCUAGCAAGAUUUACCAACCCAGCAUCAAGGCCAUAUUCCCUGGUCUUGAAUAAGUGGACAUCUUAUAUCAGGAUGAGUCACUACAACCGUCCUGUAUCCAGAUGGAUGGAUCACAAAGUACAGGAUAAGAUGAGGUAAAUGAAUGUUGUUUUUUAAAACUUAUUUAUAUAAAAGCUGCUAAAAAUGUUAAAUCAAACCCCCCCCCCCCAUAACCACAUGAUCUGACAACUGGCACAAUACCCAUCCAAAAGGGAAUGUACGGUUUUAAGGUAUGCUCGUAUUUGAAUGUCCCGAAACAUUGAAGCAUAGCUUUAUAGCACUGGUUGAUGGGUCAAAUCUUUUCACAAACACACACGGUACUGUAUGUAUUUAUGUAUGUAGCUUCAGUUGGUGAGAGCUUCUGAUGUUUUGUCCUCAUCACUUUUUGGGAUGUUCAACGACAGCCUUUUAAAAAACACAAACAACUGCGAUCAGAAGGAAACUGCUGAAAUAUUGCAGGAAGUACAUGAAAUGCUUUGAUUCUUCUUCCUUGAUCUUCGUG
This is a messenger RNA of Oncorhynchus kisutch (coho salmon), 5403 nucleotides long. Its product is annotated as spermatid perinuclear RNA-binding protein-like. The transcript has 20 exons. Bases 807 to 2957 code for a protein of 716 amino acids. Gene Ontology annotation, cellular component: precatalytic spliceosome. NCBI's taxonomy places the organism in Eukaryota, Metazoa, Chordata, Actinopteri, Salmoniformes, Salmonidae. The record is from RefSeq and is a predicted model, not a curated record. Gene Ontology annotation, molecular function: single-stranded RNA binding; double-stranded RNA binding.